CGUGACGCGCGGGGCGCCGCGGGGACCGCGCCAUGCGGACGCUCCGGCUCGGCCGCUGGCUGCGCGCCGUGCCCGGCGUGAUCCGGGGAGUCCGGGAGGGGCGGCUGCCACUGCGGGUUCCCCCUGCCCGGGCCGUGCUGAUGGCGCCCGCUGCGUCCCCCGGGCCGGUCCCGCCUCGUCCGGCGUGGCAGCACGGCGAGCACCGCCCGUCCCCGCAGCAAACAGUGACGGUGGAAGUGCUGGAUCACUUAGAGCACCUGGCCUUGGUCGAUUUCCGCGAUUCAGAGGGCGUAGAACGGCUGCAGAAAGCCAUCCAGUUUGCUGAUCAGCUUCAUGAAGUAAACACCGAUGGCAUAGAACCGAUGGAUUCAGUCCUGGAGGACAGGUGUCUGUAUCUCAGAGAUGAUGAUGUUACAGAAGGCAACUGCAUGAAAGAGCUGAUGAAAAAUGCCAGAGAGAAAGUGGAGGAAUAUUUUGUAGCACCGCCAGGCAACAUCCCUUUACAAAAGCUGGAAGAACAGGACGCUUUUCUGCAGAGCUCUUAGUGGAAGCCCAGGACCCAAACACCAUUUUGGUGUUUUAUUUGGGAAACGAGGUUUUGUGCAAUCACAGCUGGAAUACCUUGGCAUGUGUUUUGAUCAAAAGAAGAGCACUUGCAAGACAAUUUACAGAAGAAGGAAGAUGUAAGAAGCUUAGUAGCGCUACUGAAAUAUCCUAUCUUUAGGAAGCUAAGGCAGCAUGAGAGGUGACCUUAGUGCUUUCAUUUAACAAAGCGAAUUUGAUGUUAUUCUUAAAGAUACUGAAUAGCUUAAAGGCCCUAAAAAGAACUUCAAAAGGUAAUGAUAAAAAAUCCCAGGGAAAA
Molecule: messenger RNA, 862 nt
Organism: Dryobates pubescens (Downy woodpecker)
Lineage: Eukaryota; Metazoa; Chordata; Aves; Piciformes; Picidae
Gene: GATC
Product: glutamyl-tRNA amidotransferase subunit C
Exons: 4
Coding region: 33-545 (170 amino acids)
Biological process (GO): glutaminyl-tRNAGln biosynthesis via transamidation; regulation of translational fidelity; mitochondrial translation
Cellular component (GO): glutamyl-tRNA(Gln) amidotransferase complex; mitochondrion
Molecular function (GO): glutaminyl-tRNA synthase (glutamine-hydrolyzing) activity
Source: RefSeq, a predicted model, not a curated record